Molecule: messenger RNA, 2133 nt
Organism: Penicillium griseofulvum
Lineage: Eukaryota; Fungi; Ascomycota; Eurotiomycetes; Eurotiales; Aspergillaceae
Product: putative topoisomerase family protein TRF4
Exons: 3
Coding region: 1-2133 (710 amino acids)
Biological process (GO): RNA 3'-end processing
Cellular component (GO): TRAMP complex; nucleolus
Molecular function (GO): poly(A) RNA polymerase activity; mRNA binding
Source: RefSeq, a predicted model, not a curated record
AUGCCUCCAUCUGCUCCAUUCCAGUUCAGAGGAAGCUCCAACUAUCGUGGCUCGCGUCCUAAUCCGCGACACGAGUUCACUUUCCGGUACCAAAAACCCGCGACCUCGGACCGACCGUUAUUGUCAUCGAAGAGGGAAAGCACACCCGAGCGACUUCAGGGCGACACUGAGACUAAAUCUGAACUCAAAUUCGCUGCGCUUUCUACUUUGAGCGACAGUGAAGAGGCAGAAAUGGAAAUGUCUGAUGAUUCCAACACUGAGCGACCACGCAAGAAACGCGCGCUAGGCCUUGACGGGCCUCAAGACGUUGUUCCAGCUUCAGUUCCGAAAUGGUCGAAUCCCGAUCCGUACACUGCGCUACCUCCUCCGGCGGAAACUACAAACAAAAGGGUCGAUGUUGUCAAGCUGAUUCGCAAGGCGAGACUUGAGACUGCUCCAAAGACGGACGAAAUGGACGCGGUCAAACAAAACUCAGACUUCAUUUCUCUCGGCAUGGACUUAGAACCAGAAAUUCCUCAGAGCAACGCCCCCGAUAAUGCCCCCAAAGGACCAAAGGCCCAGGAAGUUCUGGAUCCCGCCAUUAAGAGUCGAAAGCGAACCCGCGACGAUGAGAUCAAAGGGUACUCCCGAAAGACCGGAAAGCCUGCCAGCAGAUUCAACCAAGAUGGUUCUGUUAUUGAUCAAUGGGAACCACUUUCCCCAGAGACAGGCACGCCUUGGUUCGAGGGUACCCCAACUGCCUUGCACAUAGGAACCCAACUGCACAAUGAGAUCCUCAGCUUCUAUCAUUGGGCCAAGCCACAGGAAUUCGAACAUAUCGUCCGUGCAGAUCUUGUCAAUCGGUUGGAGACUGCCUUCCAACAACGAUAUCGUAACGUUUCAAUCCGGGCCUUUGGUUCUUUUGCCUCGGGUCUUUAUCUACCCACGGCUGACAUUGAUUUGGUGCUGCUUUCUAACACAUUUGUGCGCACGGGAGUUCGAACAUUUGGAGAAAGGAAGGGCCAAAUCUACUCGUUUUCGGCUUUCCUCAAGAGCACAAAUCUUGCUGUUCCUAACUCGAUCGAAUGCAUUGCCGGGGCCCGGGUACCGAUUCUCAAAUACGUGGACAAGCUGACUGGAUUGCGUGUGGAUUUGUCUUUCGACAAUGACAGUGGCUUGAUCGCCAACGACACAUUCCAGAAAUGGAAAACCCAGUAUCCGAUGAUGCCGGUUAUUCUAGCCGUGAUUAAGCAGUUCUUGUUGAUCCGCGGCCUUAACGAAGUUCCAACUGGUGGACUAGGAGGGUUCUCUAUCACUUGCUUGGUCACAAGUAUUCUCCAGCAUAUGCCUCAGGGCCAUUUGCAGCCAAAUCUCGCAACAGUCCUGUUAGACUUUUUGAAUUUCUACGGGAAACAAUUUUGCUAUGAUAGGCUGGCAAUCCGGAUGGACCCUCCGGGCUAUUUCAACAAGGGCUAUCAUUUCGGCAAUCCCGAUCGUCUCACAAUCGAAGAUCCCAAUAACCGAGACAACGAUAUCUCAGGCGGGACGAAGGAAAUUGGUUUGAUCUUCCGAGCCUUUUCUAAUGCGCACACUGCCCUGAGGAAUCGCAUGGAAUAUCUCACACUAAUCCAAGGAUCGAAUAAGAGCAUUCUCGAAACCAUCAUUGCAGCGAACUUUGAUGAAUAUAUCGAGCAACGCUUUCAGCUCCGUCGGGUGUUCAUGACAGAAGAGAGGUUUGCUCGUUACAGGGAGGCUCCGCCUCCGCCUCCACCGCUGGAAUCCCUUCCUGUUAAUGAAGCACCUUCUCCCCCUCGUUCUGACGGACCCGGCUCUCCCAUGCCAGAGGCCCCAUCUCACAAGCGUGUCAAAAAGGCCAUAGGAAAGUCGAAGGGCACGAAAUCGGAGCCAGAGGAUGUCUCUUCUGAUGAAGCGCCCGGAUCCGAAGCGAAGUCCGCCAAGACUCGCAAGGGUGAGACAAGACGUCAGAUAUGUCAGGAGCGUGCUGCCAGGCUCAAGCGCCUGAGACCCGACCUCACGAACCUCCCCAACACUCUCAGCCUUCGCCAAGCUCGCCGCCAUGCAGGUUACGAGACCGAUGAGCAGAUGAAUGCGGACUUGGAUCGCAGAGAGCAGAAAAUUUUGGCCUCGGCAUAA